CUGAGUUCUGGCAUAGCAAGUGGUAUGUCAACCAGAUGUGGACCAGGUCUGGCAGUGAUGGCACUGUUUAUAUGAUGGCAUGCCAGAUGUGGCCCGGUUAUGGAUUGGUUUAUGUGGUGUGGCCCAGUGCUGACUUUGUGCUGGCCCAUGUUUGGCCCACCUCUGGCAAACCAGAUAUGGGCCACCAAAGGGCAGUCAUUUUUUGUGGUAUAUGGGCCAAGUGUAAAUGCAUUGUGUGGGCCAGACCUGGGCCAGACCUAUUUUGCUAUCUGAUGGGAUCUACAGAAGUUUGCGUGAUCACGUGACUGGCUCCGCCCUCACAGUAUUUAACAGCUCAGGGCGCGCGCGCGGUGAGGAUUCGGUUCGAGCUCUGAACGGAACAUCCACGUGACACCGAGGUGCGUCUGCAGUAAUAAUAAUAAUAAUAAUAAUAAUAAUAAUAAUAUUUAGCAAUAAUAAUAGUAUUUAGUAAAAGUAAAAGAGCCUUCUGGGGAAGAGAGUUUAGAAUUAAUUGCAUUUUUAUUAUUUUUAAAAACCUUUUUACUAUAUUAUCAUGUUAUUAUCAUGUUUUUUUUCUGUAAUUUCCCUUUCACUGUAAUAUAUAAAUAAAAUAUUCUACUAUUAUUAGAUUAUUCUUAUUGUUAUUGUUAAUAUAAAACUAAUUAACACACCGGGUUAGGGUUAGUGUUAGGGUUAGCCCUGGUUUCCUGCAGGAUAAGUGAGCGCGCGCUGCUUCCGGUCGCUGGAGUAUGAAGACAUGAAAACGCUGCAUCUGAUGUGCGCGCGCUCCGCCACGUUACUACUAAUAAUCCUGCACGUGCUGGCGGCUGUACCGGUGCUCGCAGCAUCACGCACCAGAUUAAUUUUUCCAAGAAAGUUCUGGAACCUUGGGGCGGGAGGCGGUAUCGCCAUGGAAACCACUAUCAGGCCCCCAGCUGCGGUGAAGGACACGGUGCGAGAGCGGCGCUCGGCCUGGAGAGAUCUCGAUCAUAGAGAACCCCCGCUGAGUAAUCCUCACACACGUCUCCGUCAAACCCAUGUCAAGGACAGACGGAAAAGGGGGCGUCGCCACACUCUGUUCGGCUCGCGGGGUCACGUUCGCGGUCAGCUGAUGAGAGUGAGCUGCGUGUUAGGAACCUGCCAGGUCCAGAACCUGAGUUAUCGUCUUUACCAGCUGAUUGGCCAGAGAAAAAGAGAACAUUCCUCUCCAGUUCAUCCCAGGAGUCCUCACAGUUACGGAUGAAACUCAACAGGAUUCUUUAUUUGACUCCGCCCAAAAGCAAAUAGAGCUUUUCUAUUGGACAGUAUCUGUCACUAGCUGAGUCUGUCUACUAUUGCAGGACAGUAGGAGGAGCUCACUGGAGGUGAAGGAGAUGAUGUGAUGGUCAAAUGAUGAUUUUUUUUACAUAUUGAUUUUAUUGUUAUUCUCGAGAACUAAUAAACAGGUGACAUGGUGAGUUUGUUACAAAAUAAAAGCGAGGGUGCCAAUAUUUUAUCACACUGAAAGGCUUGCAGGUUUUUGAAGCAGCCUGAAACUAUGACGCUACCACACAAGUGGGAACAACAUUUUGUGCUGAUAAUAGAAUGCAUUCGAUAAAUCAGUGAAUAAAUAUGGAAAAAGAAAUAGAAAUAAACCUACUGUGCACACGCACAUGCGUGUACACACACACACACACACACACACACACACACACACACACAGUGAAGCAUGGAGGUGUGAGCCUCAUGGUGUAGGACUGAAAUUUCUUACUGUUGUGUUUCUCACUGGGUGAAGAACUAGAACAAACUGGUGAAAACAGUUUACUGUGGGUAAAAAAAUAAAAAUAUAUCUGAAACAUUAACGUUUAUGAUAAACUUGUGAGUUUUAUAUUUGCCGUUAAAGUGAAAGAUUAUAAAAGAGAAAUAA
Messenger RNA from Hemibagrus wyckioides, 1906 nucleotides. RefSeq names its product adrenomedullin 2b (gene adm2b). Gene Ontology annotation, biological process: regulation of systemic arterial blood pressure; positive regulation of heart rate; adenylate cyclase-activating G protein-coupled receptor signaling pathway. The record is from RefSeq and is a predicted model, not a curated record. Lineage: Eukaryota; Metazoa; Chordata; Actinopteri; Siluriformes; Bagridae. Bases 758 to 1243 code for a protein of 161 amino acids. The transcript is spliced from 3 exons.